UUGUCCUUUUUUUUUUAUUUGAUUCUUCUCUGGUUGAUUUGGUUGGUGUUUGUGAGUUUAUGCGGCAGGUGUUUGCGGACACACUUGUCUUGUUUUUUGCGGCAUGUCGGCUCUGAGGGAGGAGCGGUGUUACGGGUUGUCCAGCGGUAAAGUGAACGUGUCUGUUUUCUUCGUUAAACUCACUGACAGCGCCGCGCGAGCUAUUAGCUUCUUCCAAAACAACAAGGGCGGCUCUUCCAAUCCGACCAUCUGUUUCAGUGGAGAUCAAGGGAGAAUCACGAUCCCCUGCUCAGAGAGUAAAAAUGAAGUGAGGUCAUUCACCUUUGGUGUGACGAACGUUGCCAGUGACAACCCACAUGGAAGCUUUGACUGCUUCCAUCAUCUCAGCACUGGUGCUGCUGAGGAGCUGUCAUAUCUUGGGGUGAUUCAGAAGAAGAUGACGGUAAAAGCUACAGAUGACUCCUACGAUAAGGCUCGUCAGAGCAUGGCACAAGCUGAGGAAGAAACGCGUAGCCGAGGAGCUAUCGUCAUCAAAGAAGGGGGGCGCUAUCGAGGUAAGAAGGUGGUUGUUCGAGCCCCAGCCCCUGCACUAGCCAGCCUGGCCAGGCAUCAACGCUCCCUCCAGACCUUCCCACAGUCCAGCUACAGUAAGAAGGAGGCCAAAAUGUCCAAGUUGAAGAAGAGCCCUUGUGCCUCAAGUAGGAGGUGCACAGGCAGUGUGGGCGAGAGUCCACUCAGAGACAGAGUCGCCCACCUUCUGGCUCUGAGGCCGUACAAGAGGCCCGAGCUGAUCCUGAGGCUACAGAAAGAUGGAUUGACAGCAGCAGACAAAGACAUGCUGGACUCCGUUCUGCAUGAGGUUUGUCAGCUCAAUAGUAGAGACAACGUGUUUGUUCUGAAGGAUGCUCUGUAUAAGGAGGUUCAGAAGGACUGGCCUGGUUACACCUCAGGGGACCAACAGCUUCUGAAACGAAUCCUUGUCAGGAGACUGUUUCAGCCCCAUCAGAGCCUCCUCCUGGUCCCGGAGGCUCAGGUCAGCCCUCUGCGAGAUACACCCAACUCCUCCCCAGCACACAGCCACAAACAUUCCCUCUCAGAGAUGCACACAGACCCUCUGUUGAGUAAGAAACCUAGGAUUUCACACCUGUCUCGUAAAACAAGCGGUAGCAAGUCACGACUCCGGCCAUCUGAGCGCGUGUCCCAUAAAGAUGUCAGAGAAACAAGAGAAGAUGAUGUGAAAAAGAGCUCACUGGCCCCUCGAAAGCUUUUAGACUCCUUGUCAGCAGUCUCUCAGCAGGAAGCGGAGGAGGUAAACAGGUUGGCGCCGACUCCACCUGCUCCAGAAAAAUGUAAUGGUCAAAUGGACCGCUCUCAAAUCAUCAAUGACCUCCCUCGUUCCUCUUUGAAAGGCCCCAGUGUGGACAGACACACAUUCAAAAGGAAGAAGAGCAAACACAGAGACCAGAAGGAUCGGUGGAAAGAUCGCAAAGAGAAGAGAAAAGAUUGCAGUUCAGAGGAUCCAAACAACAGUCUACCCCUGGACUACUCAGAUAUUAGUAUAAAUUUGUCAGACUCUGAUGUACUUCAAGCAGCCAAUGACGCAACAGACUAUUUAUCGAAGUACACAGCGAUUACCAGUCAGGACCAGAGACAGAGCUACAAACAGGACUUUAACAAAGAGUACGGCGAAUACCGAGAGCUGCACGCUCGCAUCGACAGCGUGACGCAACAGUUUAUUGAACUGGGCUCGGAGCUCAAGCGGCUCCACCGCGGGUCCCACAAAGCCAAGAAAAUUCAUAAUCAGGUUCUUCAAGAGUAUCAAAAAAUUAAAAAGUCAAACCCAAAUUAUGGCCAAGACAAGAUUCGCUGUGAAUAUCUGCACAACAAACUUUCUCACAUCAAGAAGCUGAUAUCGGAGUAUGAUUUCCAGCAGCUCAGUAUGGACUCUUCCUCGUCCCACUGAUGAGACCGAAUUGGCAUGGGGCAAACUUGUCAAGUAGAAUAAAGUCCCUCAGGCAGGGGCGUGUCUCUCUGCAGAGCUGGAUUCCAUAAUCGCAGUUCAACAUCGGCCCACAGGACCUGCUGCCAACAUCAGUCUGGCCGAGCGUCACUGGGAGGGGCCUCAGUGGAACACUGUGAAAACGAGAAAAGCAGUAUAUCAACAGAUAGACGUGAACACAGAGUGACAAGUGUUACAAAGGCUUACUGUGCAAAACUAGACUCUCUGUCAUGAAACUGAUACAAGCAUAGUGCAGGUGCUAAGUCUAAAACAAGGAGAGGCACUCAGAGGAUGCUACAGCCACACUUCACAUAUGUUUAAUAAUUAAUUAUUUCUGAUUCUGUGAUAUAUUAAUAUAUGGAUCUGUGUGGCCUUGACAUUUGCCACAGGUGCGAAUCGAUCCUAUGACCUUCUCGCUGUGAGGCACCAGUGCUAACCACUAAGUCACCAUGCUGCCCAACAUUUGAUCAGUUCUCUUCAAAAUUUGACUAUCCUCCACUAACUACUCUUCCAACAUAUUGGCUCCAAACUCUUUCUGUUAAGUAGUAAUGAUGUAGAAUUUGACCUCUGUGUCCCCCGUGGUCAAAGGUUAUGUGACAUACAGAAAAGUGUUUGUAUGAUUUCAUGUUUAAUGGUAACCACAAAUUUAUCUUUAACUUAUUUCUUGAAAUGGGCAUUUUAAAUGAGUUUGACCUUUAAGGUUUACUGUAGAUGUUUCCUGAUUUACUGUAUGGUCAUGACACUUGGACACUAGCCAGUGAUUUAAAGUGUGAAACUCAGUUACUUGGAGACUCUGAGGAGCAUCAAUUUUGUGAAAGAACAUGAGUUACAACAUUUUGGCCACGUGGUGCUCAUCUUUUGGCGUGAUCCAGCACUAGUGCCUCUGUGUUGAGAAUCCUAUCACCUGCCAAAGACCGAAGGGAUGCCCACGAUUCACCUGGUGAUGGCAGAUGGAUAGUUACUUUCAAGAUGGACGUUGUUUGGCUGGCUGGUCGCCAUCCAAGACCCAAGGGUGUUCCAUGGUGCGGUUGAUAGUCAUCUGACCAACAGCAUGAUCGGGCUUGUUUUGUCAGUGUAUCUGUGACCAGACUCUUUAAAGUGUCACUCCAUGUGGUUCUGUUUUGCUUGCUCCUGUUUUUGCACAGGGUAACCACAACAGAUCUGGUGUGGGUCUGUAUGUUUAUUUGGUACAGGUUUCACACCAGAUGUCUUUAAUCCUACUCCCAGUUUACAGGGAAAUUGGAUCAUGGGUGGCUUUGAACCAGAAAUUGUGUUGUGGAGAGUCAAGAACCAACCACUGCUGCACUGUAGCCAUUCUGAAUAUCUCCUAUGUAUUAGCAUUGGGCAAAAAUUUUGAACCUGUCCUACGACCUUGAGUUAACAAAUUUUUUUUUUCCAUUGAAAUCGAUUUUAGAUGGGAUGACCUUCCUUCAUUCCAAAACGUUUGGUACAAUUACGAUGAAAAGACUAACUGACACACAGAGACCUGGAAACAGUACCCGUCCCCCAACAUGCACUACCACCACUUGUGUGUAAAAACAUCUUUGAUUGCCAUUUCCAUCACAUACAGUGCAUCUAAAAAAUAUUCAGAGGGCUUCACUUUUCUCACUUUUUCUUAUGUUUCACCUUUACUCAAAAAUGGAGUAAAUUCAUCAUGCAUAAGUAUUCACAGCCUUUGCUCACUACGUUGUUGAUGCACCUUUGGCAGCAGUUACAGCCUCAAGUCUUGAAUAUGAUGCCACAAGCUUG
This is a messenger RNA of Thalassophryne amazonica, 3748 nucleotides long. RefSeq names its product RNA polymerase II elongation factor ELL-like. The transcript is spliced from 12 exons. NCBI's taxonomy places the organism in Eukaryota, Metazoa, Chordata, Actinopteri, Batrachoidiformes, Batrachoididae. Bases 104 to 1963 code for a protein of 619 amino acids. The record is from RefSeq and is a predicted model, not a curated record. Gene Ontology annotation, cellular component: transcription elongation factor complex. Gene Ontology annotation, molecular function: cis-regulatory region sequence-specific DNA binding. Gene Ontology annotation, biological process: positive regulation of transcription elongation by RNA polymerase II; transcription elongation by RNA polymerase II; snRNA transcription by RNA polymerase II.